AUGGCAGACGAGGCGAGCCGGCCCUUGCUUAAUGGCCAGGCCAGAUCCUCCUCUCCCGACCCGGCUGCUCGUCCUGACCAGCCUCGCCGAUCAUUUGAACUGUCAUCGGAGUCGACCCCUCUUUUGCAUCGCCGCGAGGACGACAUUACCACGUAUGGAACAGAACGAAGGUCAUCGCAAUCGUCUACUGCGUCACACUUGGAGGAUGGUUCCCGCAAGAAGCGAAGUCGGGUGCCAUGGCCGACGGUGAUUUCCCUUGGUCUGUUAACUACAGGCAUCCUGGCGAUUCUGGUCUUUGCUUUUGCCGCGCCGGCUGUGGUGAAGGAAUACGCGCAACAAGCUGCCGUGUUCAAACCAACGGCGCUUUCAAUAGAUUCCACGACACGCGAAGGUGUUCGCGCCCGAGUCCAGGGCGAGUUUGUCAUGGACGCAAGUCGUGUAAAGGACAAGUCGAUGCGCGGUUUCGGCCGUUUGGCUACAUGGAUCGCUAGAGAGGUUGAAACUGGCGAGUCGGAUGUGGAUGUAUACCUACCGGAAUACGGAAACGUCCUCGUUGGUAAUGCUUCAUUGCCAUCAAUCAAAGUGAACAUUCGCAAUGGCUACCACAAUGAGGUCGACUUCUUGACCGAUCUCAAGGCCGGCGACAUCAAGGGAAUACAUGCCAUUGCCAUAGACUGGAUGGAAGGAAGGCUGGGCCGCCUUAGUAUAAAGGGAAGGGCAACAUUGCACCUGAAAUCGGGCUUACUAGGCCUGGGAACCCAAAUAAUUACAGAUACCAUUACAUUUGAAGAAAAAGACUUUCCUGCACUACCAAAAAUUGACGUCACUAAGCUGAAUGCCCAUGAUGCCAAGGAUGGAGCCAUUGCAGUCGAUGUUUUAUUGGCUGCCUUGGUCGACUCCCCUGUCGCUUUGACGAUUCCCCCUCUUGGGUUCGAGGUUAUGGUGCCCAAUUGCUCGCCCGGCGAUCCUUACAUCUUGGUCGCCGAUGCGAAAACAUCAGAGAUCCAGGUCCGCCCUGGUGGAGCAACCAGUGUCAACGUCCAAGGGCUCUUGAAACAACUCCCUGAUGAGUUAACUGCUACUUGUCCUGACGAGGAGGGAUCUCCUCUGGACUUCUUGGUUUCGAGUUACAUGCGUGGCGACAAGACGACCGUUUAUGUUCGUGGGGCAGAUGCACCAUCCUCUGAAACACCAGGUUGGAUUGCAGAUUUUCUACGCAGUGUGACUGUUCCUCUGGAAUUCACAGGAGGUGCCUUUGAUGAUCUGAUUAAGAACUUUACCAUGUCCGACACCAAAUUUUCGCUCCCCGAUCCAUUCGCUGAACCGGGGACCCCAGAGGCACAGCUUACCGUGUCUGGACUCGUGAAGGUUCUUAUCAACCUGCCAGAGCAGAUGAACUUCCACGUAGACGUUCCUAAAGUUCGGGCCUUCGCCAAUGUUUUCUACGAGGGCAAACAGCUUGGAUUACUGAACAUGGACAAAUGGCAAGACGCCAACUCUACCCUAGUGGAAGAUCUGGACGGCUCUUCAGCUCUGCUUGUGGAGUCACCCAUCGAGGAUGCCCCACUGGAGGUCACAGACAGCGACUUGUUGGCACAGAUUGCUCAGGAAAUGCUGUUUGGUUCCGGGUCCGUGGUGCUACACGUCGCUGCCAUCGUAGAUACAAAGGUCUCGACUGGCCUUGGGCGCUUCGCCGUGCGUGGCAUUCCCGCCGAUGGGGACGUUCCUGUGAGCACUCCUGGGACCUCGAUUGAUCAUCUCAAUCCCCGAAUCGUAUCGGUGGCACUAAAGAACACCACCGAAUCCUCACUCUUCGUUUCCACUCAAAUGAACUUUACGAACCCAACUGAAUACUCUGCGACGGUUCCAUUCGUGGAUGUCCUCAUGCUGUAUAAUGGUACGGCUCUUGCUCACAUUGUCGCCCGCAAUAUCUUUGUGGUUCCUGGAAACAACACAAAUGUCUCUAUCGAUUUGUUGUGGAGUCCAUUAGACAUUGGUGGCAUCGAAGGGAAAGAAGCCAGCAGAGCCUUGAUAUCCUCCUUUAUGUCAGAUCCAAACACAACAGUCACCAUCCAAACCCACGAAAGAACAAUUCCUGCUCUACCAGAUAUUGGCAAAGGGCUUUCCGCCGUUCCUAUUGACGUCCCUGUGCCCCGACUAUCUACCCCAGGAUCCCCAGACGGCAACGAUGAAGACGACCACCCCCCCGUUUUAUUCAGGACUCAACGCAUAACAAUAACCUCGAUUGACGCAACCGCCUUCUACGAUAAGAAUGAGCCCAUGGGCCGAAUCAACUACAAAUUACCGUUUGAUGUUCCUCCUGGUAUUUCGCACUCGCCACGAUUGCCAGUCGAUCUGGUGCUAGGCGGUGUUGGAUACGAUGCCUUACGCAGGGCGCUUGGACAAUCGUUACUAAUUGACGCUGUGUCUGAAGUCGGGAUUAAAAUCCAGAAUUACGAAGACAUUGUUUUCUACAAUGGGACGGGGAUUGGGGCGAAGGUGAGGAUUUAA
Penicillium cinerascens is the source of this 2511-nucleotide messenger RNA. RefSeq lists its product as uncharacterized. NCBI's taxonomy places the organism in Eukaryota, Fungi, Ascomycota, Eurotiomycetes, Eurotiales, Aspergillaceae. Gene Ontology annotation, cellular component: fungal-type vacuole membrane. The transcript has 4 exons. Bases 1 to 2511 code for a protein of 836 amino acids. The record is from RefSeq and is a predicted model, not a curated record.